AUGAUGUGGGAGCUGAAGUCUAUCUCCUUUUGGAGGGCAGUCUUUGCAGAGUUUUUUGCCACCAUGCUCUUCGUGUUUUUUGGACUGGGCUUUACCAUGCGAUGGUCUCCGGGCCCCAUGAACGUGCUGCUGGUUUCUCUGGGUUUUGGCUUUGUCCUGGCUGCCCUGGUACAGGCGGUUGGACAUGUCAGCGGGGCACACCUCAACCCGGCCGUUACCUUCGCCUACCUGCUGGGGGCGCAGCUGAGCAUAUUCCGCUGUGUAAUGUACAUUGUCGCUCAGCUCCUGGGGGCAGUGGCGGGGGCAGCUGUGCUGUAUGGGGUCACCCCUCCCUCGGUACGGGGCAACCUGGGGCUCAACACGCUGCACGCUGGAGUGGGUCUGGGCCAGGGUACAGCUGUGGAGAUAUUCCUUACUCUUCAGUUCGUUCUCUGUAUUUUUGCCACAACAGACAUUCGCAGAAAUGGAUUCAUGGGCUCAGCAGCUAUCAUCAUUGGUUUUUCUCUCACUGUGGGUCACUUUUUUGGGCUGUAUUAUACAGGAUGUGGAAUGAAUCCAGCCCGUUCCUUUGCACCAGCCAUACUUACUAGAAACUUUGGAAAUCACUGGGUAUUCUGGGUAGGUCCUCUGAUAGGAGGUGCUAUAGCAGCAGUGCUUUAUGAUUUUAUCCUCUUCCCCAGGAUGAGAGGUGUUUCAGAGAGACUUGCUAUUCUUAAAGGAGCUCACCCUCCAGAAGCUGAGGGGCAACAAGAACCUAGGAGUGAGCCCAUCGAACUCAAAACACAAGCCUUAUAAAAAGCUAUUUUAAGAAAGGAGUUUACAACACAAGAACUAUCCUAUCAUCAAGUGACAUUGUGAAAUUUACUU
This is a messenger RNA of Rhincodon typus (whale shark), 867 nucleotides long. Its product is annotated as lens fiber major intrinsic protein. Gene Ontology annotation, cellular component: plasma membrane. Gene Ontology annotation, biological process: transmembrane transport. Gene Ontology annotation, molecular function: water channel activity. The record is from RefSeq and is a predicted model, not a curated record. The transcript is spliced from 4 exons. The coding region runs from base 1 to 795 and encodes 264 amino acids. NCBI's taxonomy places the organism in Eukaryota, Metazoa, Chordata, Chondrichthyes, Orectolobiformes, Rhincodontidae.